GCGGAAAAGUAUCAAUCAACCAGCAACAGUUGACAGCAGCAAAGAUCCCCAGAUCCGCCAGAGAAAUCAUGAGCAAGUUCACCAUUUGCCUUCUCCUCGUCGUCCUGGCCAUCGUGGCCAUCCAGGCUGAUGGCGAUCGGCGUCCAUGUGUGGGUCGCUGCACCGGUCUGUCCAGCGGCAAGAGCGUGUGCAUCCGCAACAAGGUGACCAAUGUCUGCACCCGCCUGCCGGCCUGUCGUCUGCGGGAGAAGAACUGCCGCCGCCGGGACAAUGGACUGGAACCCAUCCGGGAGACGUGCAUCACCCGCUGCCGCAACAUUCCCGGCACCAGCGGCGUGGGCCAGUGCGCCACCAGGCUGCGUCCUCGUCCCCAGUCCGAUGGCAAGCGCAUCAGGGAGUGCCAGAGGAGGGCCUGCGACGACGACAAGCUGGCCAGCUGCUGGAGGGACCAGCAGGGCGCCUGCAUCCUGCAGACCCGCUGCGAGGCCCAGAGGAGGAACUGCGUCCGCAAUCCCCUCAACCAGUGGGUGAGGACCAGCAAGUGGAGCUGCCAGGGCAAUGUCGUGGGUGGUGGCAUCCGUCGCUGCCGCACCAGGCCCAUCAUCAUCAAGGACUAAGAGUUCUCGCGAGGAAGGCCCCAUACGCGGAUCCCAACUUGAAUCCUGGCACUGACCUCCAGCUUUUACAUACCAUUUUUUUUGUCCAACUUCUUCCAAUUUUUUUUCCUAUGUUAGUCCCGUACAAAUAAAAAUAAUUCAGUCACAUUUAAAUCGUAA
Molecule: messenger RNA, 776 nt
Organism: Drosophila sechellia
Lineage: Eukaryota; Metazoa; Arthropoda; Insecta; Diptera; Drosophilidae
Exons: 1
Coding region: 69-617 (182 amino acids)
Source: RefSeq, a predicted model, not a curated record